Molecule: messenger RNA, 3286 nt
Organism: Oncorhynchus gorbuscha (pink salmon)
Lineage: Eukaryota; Metazoa; Chordata; Actinopteri; Salmoniformes; Salmonidae
Product: nuclear factor 1 B-type-like
Exons: 12
Coding region: 492-2174 (560 amino acids)
Biological process (GO): regulation of transcription by RNA polymerase II
Cellular component (GO): nucleus
Molecular function (GO): RNA polymerase II cis-regulatory region sequence-specific DNA binding; DNA-binding transcription factor activity, RNA polymerase II-specific
Source: RefSeq, a predicted model, not a curated record
GAGGAGUAUGACUAUGUAAUUAAGUGAGAAGAAAAAUCUUGGCGACUGAUUUGUUAGUAUCGCUCAGACGGAGGGUGUACCGGUCGAUAUUCUAGGCUAUCAAGUUUGAAGAGUGUGGGUUUUCCAAAAUUCUGCGCUUUCUAUACUUUUCAAAAUGCUUUUAUGAAUUGACUUCUCACGUUAUAAAGCGAACGGUUCCAGAGUAGCGAGAUUUAUUUUCAUUUGCGCCGGCUCGGAUUGAAAGAGCCUUAUAGGCAUUCAACGUGCUUAUUUGUAAAAGCAUAAGCCUAUCUGCCAUAUCGUCUCCAUUUGAACUGAGACAUGGGAUUGUUUGGACUUCCACAAUCUCACUGAUGUUCUUGGAUAAGACUUUUACACGGAUAACUUCUCCACAAUUUUGCAUGGUGCUUUACCGGCAAGGAAGAAUGGCGCGAUAAAGUGAUUUUCAGAGAAAUCAAUCGAAGUACCUAUUUUGUGUACACUGUUGGCUGAUGAUGUACUCUCCAAUUUGUCUUACUCAGGAUGAAUUUCAUCCCUUCAUCGAGGCACUUCUCCCUCACGUCCGUGCCAUCGCCUACACGUGGUUCAACCUCCAGGCGAGGAAACGCAAGUACUUCAAGAAGCAUGAAAAGCGGAUGUCCAAGGACGAGGAGCGUGUGGUCAAGGACGAACUGCUCAGCGAGAAGCCUGAGAUCAAGCAGAAGUGGGCCUCCAGGCUCCUCGCCAAGCUCCGCAAGGACAUCCGUCAGGAGUACCGCGAGGACUUUGUGCUCAGCGUGACAGGCAAGAAGCACCCGUGCUGUGUCCUCUCCAACCCUGACCAGAAGGGCAAGAUCCGGCGGAUCGACUGUUUGCGGCAGGCCGACAAGGUGUGGCGCUUGGACCUGGUCAUGGUCAUCCUGUUCAAAGGCAUCCCGUUGGAAAGUACAGACGGAGAGCGCCUCAUCAAGUCGUCGCAUUGCACCAACCCAACACUUUGCGUCCAGCCGCAUCACAUAACAGUGUCGGUCAAGGAACUGGACUUGUUUCUAGCAUACUAUGUCCAGGACCAAGACUCACAGCAGUCAGGAAGUCCCAGUAACAAUGAGCCAGGCAAGAACCCAGUUUACUUGGAAGACAGCUUCAUCAAAUCAGGAGUCUUCAGUGUUUCAGAGCUGGUGCGGGUGUCCAGAACGCCCAUUACCCAGGGGGCAGGGGUGAACUUCUCCAUGGCCGACAUGCCAAGUCAGCCGUACUACCAUGACCUGAACUCCAGCGUGGGCCUCCAUCGCUCCCUCUCCUCCCCGCCUGGCAGUAAGCGGCCCAAGACCCUCAACAUAGACGAGAGUAUGGAGACCAGUCCCACUGGCCCUGACUUCUAUUCCUCACCUAGCUCCCCAGCUAGCGGCAGCAGGACCUGGCACGAGAGAGAAGACAUGUCGUCUCCCACCAUGAAGAAGCCAGAGAAGCCCUUGUUCAGCCCCACCUCCCCGCAGGACUCCUCCUCCAGACUGAGUACUUUCCCCCAGCACCACCACCCCGGACUCCCAGGGGUCGGACACAGUGUUAUAUCGACAAGGAGCCCUCCACCCCACUCCCCCCUUCAGUUCUCGGCCAUCUUGCCCCCUGCCCCGUCACCCUACUUCUCUCACCCCACCAUCCGCUACCCGCCCCAUCUCAACCCCCCUGACUCCCUGAAGAGCUACGUGCCCAGCUACGACCCGUCCAGCCCACAGAGCAGCCAGCCUAAUAGCAGUGGCCAGGUGGGGAAGGUUCCAGGCCACUUCACCCCAGUCCUGGCCCCCUCUCCGCACCAUGGCACAGUGCGACCCGUCUCGCUCUCCAUGCCCGACACCAAGCCCAUCACAUCAGAAGGUGAGUACAACGGAUACUCAGCACCGGGCACCCCCACAGCCAAUCGUUUUGUAGGACUGAGCCCUAGAGAUCCGGCCUUCCUUCACCAGCAACAGCUGAGGAUAUGUGACUGGACCAUGAAUCAAAACAGCAGGCAUUAUGGCCCCAGUGGCACUGAGGAUACUUUGGGGAUUGCUUGGCAAAGUCCUGGUACCUGGGCGAGCUUAGUUCCAUUCCAAGUCACGAACGGGACUCCGAUUCUGCCAACAAAUGUCCACCAGAACUACAGCAUAAACAUCAUUGGUGAGCCCCCCCUCCUCCACACAGAGGCAGAGAACUGAAGACCCGUCGAGGGGGUGGGGGGGGGAGAAGUGUCGGCAACGGGGGAAAUAAUCAGCAAGCAGCACUUAAAACAAUUGCGUUUGUCCUUUGUCCCCCCCCCCCCUGCCCUCCACCCUUUCCUCCCCAAACCCCUCCUCCCAUCGGGACAUUGGCCAAGAAGACUUGAGUUGGUUUGGAGUGAAUCUGAUCCGGUCCGCUCUAGCUUAACCCUAUGCCAUGCCAGUCAGUCAUUGUGUGAGAAGAGCCUUUCCAUUCAAAAUGCUGUGACGUAUUCUGUACAAAAACAUUUAGAUGCCUUAAUAUUUAGCAUGACAACUCUUAGUCUGACGGUGGUGGUCUUCUUCUUCAUUCUGUUGUUGGGAAUUUUUAACCUUGGUUUACAAACAGGGGAAGUGAUCUGAAACACACAAAGGCUGGCUGGUAGUAGAUUACCCGAUUGUAAGUUAUUCAACUCUGACCUUUACCCCUUCUGCAGAAGAGGCUCCCAUGUCAAACUAUUGACUAUGUAACCAUAGGAACAAAUUGUGAAUUCAGUGUUUUUUCUUCUUCUUUGAUUUCAAUUUACUGUGAUACAAUUUUUAUUUUGUCUGAAACUCGUUAUCCUGUUGAUUCUGUACUGCUAUCCACUUAAAAGUUAGUUAUACUCCUUAGAGUUGUGAACUCUUACUAUGGUAAAAAAGAAGAGAAAGACACUAUAUUUUUAGGUUAGAGAUUUGACCCGUUUUUUAAGAAUUCGUAUCUCCUUUAGAAAAGGAUUUUAAAAAAAGACAAAAAAUUAUCUAAAAAUCUCGAAAGAGGCAAGUGCAAUUGAAUUUUUGAAGGGAAGCUAUGUCUGUCAGCCCUAAGACUCUAAAGGAAGGGAGGGUAAAUAUGAAACUUUGUUGUUUUAAAUACAUAAACGUAAAAAGGUUUAAAAAAAACAAAAAUUUGAUUUGAUUUCAGUCGCAUUUCUGUGUAUCUAAAUAUGGAAAGUAAAGAAUACUAAGCCUGAAAUGCAGGGAUGUGUUUGAAGGUGCGCAUUAAGCUACCUGUGCAGAACUGAAUAUGAACAAGACAGCACUUCUAUUAAGCCCUACUCAGUCUCAUGGGGAGCUUUUUAUUUAUUGUGAGA